Molecule: messenger RNA, 1769 nt
Organism: Archocentrus centrarchus (flier cichlid)
Lineage: Eukaryota; Metazoa; Chordata; Actinopteri; Cichliformes; Cichlidae
Product: TNFAIP3-interacting protein 1-like
Exons: 10
Coding region: 90-992 (300 amino acids)
Biological process (GO): regulation of transcription by RNA polymerase II; cellular response to lipopolysaccharide
Source: RefSeq, a predicted model, not a curated record
CGUAUAACUGAGAGGCGAUCCAGUUCAGUGGAUUCAGUUCACACGUUUGCUCGGAUCUGCACACGUCGAAGACACCUCCGAACCACAGUAUGUCUCUGCAUGAAAACUCAGUGGACAGGCUGCUUGUGGAGUCACAGUCAAGUGAAACUGACAAACACAAAAAAGCCCACAGACUGUAUCCAUCACUGCCAAACGCAGACAGGUAUGAGUUUUGGUGGCCGGGCUUCAACACUGGAGAAGAACCUCACCCAUCUGCAAAGCUGGAAAACACACAGUCAGAAGGCUCCUCUCACAAAAGUGAUGUCAACAUGAAAAAACAGAUUCUUAUCUUAGAAGAGCAAAAGAACGAGCUUCUUUCUAUUAAUGAGAAAUGGGCAAAAGAGUACCGAACCAUGGUGCAUUAUUACAAAGAGAAGGUUGAAGAAUUAAAAGCAUUGCAGCAGUGCAAUCACUUUGAAGAGGAAAAAAGAAAGCACGUCACAUUAAAUCAACUCAAGCUUAAGGUGAUCAAAGUGGAAGAGAGCACACAGAUGGCAGCGGAUGAUGCCAGCUCCAAGUCGCUCAAAGCGGAGAAAGACGUAAAAGAGCUGCGAGCACAGAACAGCGCCCUGACCCGCAAAGGGCAGCAUCAGCGCGAGGAGAUCAGACGACUGAACAAGGCCUUAGAGGAGGCACUUCAGGCCUCUCAGCCUCUUGGAGUGGACAGCGAAGAGCUAGACAUGUGGAAGCAUCAGGCUGAAGUGUAUAAGGAAGACUUUCUGAAGGAGCGCAGAGACCGGGAGAAGCUAAAGGAGAAGUAUCUGGAACUAGAGAAGAAGUAUAUCAAAGUUCACAAUCAGCUGCAUAUUCGCAGAUCUGAGAAGACAUGGACUCAGCAACUGCAUCCGGUGCUUAACUGUGCCUGUGCAAAUCAAGCCAAAUAUCCUCACUCGGAUGGUCGCCCUGUUAACCAGCACCAACAGAGGCAGUACACUCUUGAUAAAAAGCAGUGAAGCUCAAGCAACUCCUCAGUCUUUUUGGGAAAGUGUGGACUUUAUGGAAGUUUUUCCAAUAGCCACCAGCAGGGUGAGGAAGUGAGCUCUGCUCUAUUUAACUCCUCAGCUGAUCCUGGUUGCAAUGAGGACACACCAUCAGUCUGGGUCCAUUAGGAGACCUAUGUGGAGAAAUAGAGGAAGCAAAUACACAACUAUAGUACUAUAUGCCUUCCAAGAGGAGAAAGGCAGUGAAGAGUAAAAUGAAACUGUCAAGACAGGGUGAUUAUACCUUGCGAGUGAUGCAGGUCCCUUAGGAGAUACUCAUUGCACUAACAAAACACUACUGAAAUGGCUCAUACUGAUCAAAGGUGCAAAAAGAAGAGGGAUUUUCCUGUGUUUAGUAUGUAUAAACACCCUGUGCUGCACUACGCUGUAGAAACCUCUUAUAAAAGCAGACUCUUGCCCCAGUGUUGGGACUGAACCUCACACACAAACUGGCUCACCUCUGUAAAGAUGGAAAGAAACUCGGGCUAUGCUGUGAUUAUAAAGACUAGUGUUUUUCUGACUUACUAUACACUAUAUUAUGUUGGUGGUGUGCAGGCACUUUUAGGACAGCAGGAAUCUCUGUCAGAGUAUUGCAUGUGAUUUUUGGAGAGGAUUUCUAGGAACAUCCCUUCAUUCACACCUGAAACCUAUAAGAGAUAGGAGAUGGAAAUUGGAGAAGAAAAGUUUAAUGAUAUAGCUAUAUAUAUUCAUUUAUAUAAAACAGUAUAUUUAUGUAUGUUUGACAAUAUU